UAGUUUAUCCUCGUCUUCUGCUCUGUUUGCACAAAAGUUACUCUACAAAUUGUAAAGCAGCAGGUUGGACGCACUUAAGGGCGAUGACUUUGCCUUAGUAGGACCCCUCCCCUGGUUGGAGAUACAGUCGCUGUGUUGUUUUCUCCUUCGAUCCGGAAACAAAAGGCUCCGUCGGCGGUGGACGUCCAUCCCCGGAGGCUGGAAACAGAGGAGAGCUGGAAGGUGACGGCGCAAGGAAAGCUGGAAGACUGCAGAAUGCUGGAGGUGUAUGAGGAAGAAGGUCACUGAAGAUUUGCCGACGUAUUGCAAAGGGGGAAAUCAGCACAAAGAAUUGACUUCCUACAGAUUUCCUACAGUGUAAUUUUUUUUAAAAGGUGUUCCCGGGAGCUCGUAGACAGAGAGGACAAGAGAGCGUUCCCACCAGUAAGGUCUCCGCAGAUUGACAGACCCCAGCAAGAUGGAGGCCCCAGAUGAGAAGACGGACACUUUGGAUGAUGAGAGUAAUCUAGAGGGUGAAGAUUUCUUCAGUCGGCUCACAGAUGAAGAGAAGGAGUGUCUGCAAUAUCUGCUGGAGACCAUUGAUUCAUUAGACCAGGACGAGGACGAAAACGCAAAUAACGACCCAGAUGAGCAGUUGAGGGAUUCAACAGGACUUCAAGAUGUCGAUAGAAGUCGGAAAGGUUUGACAGAAGGUGUAAAGCAAUUGGACAAAAAGGAGCAUGAACCAAAGUUGUCUAAGAUGAAGAUUGUCAAAUCCUUCUCCGAGGACGGUCCAGGGUUAUCCAUCACCGUCACUCCGGACACAGGACAGAAGACCACCGGCUCUCAUCCAAGCCAUCUGAGGAAGUUUGACACCAUCAUGAGGUCAGGUGUCAAUGUCCAGCAGCUAAGAGCUCGAUUCAUUCAUCAACAAAGCAACUGUUCUUCCGAAGAUGCUUCCAAGGGAACAGAACUUUCUUUGGCUUCUAAACAACUUCCCCAGGUCACACAUAACCAGAUGUCUCCUAGACAAGAAGCUUUACAAAAAUUGGGUUUGCUGAAAAUUAAUCAAAGCGACACAAACACCCCUGAAGAGCUUCAUGGUAUGGAUCAGGGCACAGCUGUAAAGAACUAUGAGAUAAACCACUCAAGAGUAGGGUCCAACGAACCUCUGUCUUUUGAAAGGAAACCAGGGGCUUUUGAAAAAGUUUGGCCGCCCUAGUCCUUGUUGGUAUCUACUUUUUUAAUGAAGACUUGCCAUAGGUUGUACAGUAUAUUCACCAGUAUGGAGAUUACAGAUGAAUUUUAUAUCAGUUUUAAUGAUGUUUUGGAAGAAAUACUGGUACAGAAAUGUUGGUUACCUGGAGUCACCUUCACUUUUGCAUGACCAUUACAGUCUAGGUUGUGGCAGCCGCAUAAUGACAGUUAAUUUGCAUUUGGGCUAGCAGAGCACUCCCAAUGACCCACAAGCACUUAUGGGGUCAUUUAUUAAGACUGGGUUUUAGAUGCCAGUCUUAAUACCCUUUUAUCUGGCGAUGAAUGGAGAGCACUCCGCACAUGCACGAUGUGCUCUCCUUCACUUUUUUGGGCCCCGUUCUGGAGAUAGGAGCAGAUCCCAGGGGUGAGACCAAUGCCACCAACAGAUAGGAGCAGAUCCCAGGGGUGAGACCAAUGCCA
This is a messenger RNA of Bufo bufo (common toad), 1656 nucleotides long. RefSeq lists its product as uncharacterized. Lineage: Eukaryota; Metazoa; Chordata; Amphibia; Anura; Bufonidae. The record is from RefSeq and is a predicted model, not a curated record. The coding region runs from base 458 to 1201 and encodes 247 amino acids. The transcript has 5 exons.